This is a messenger RNA of Auanema sp. JU1783, 1200 nucleotides long. NCBI's taxonomy places the organism in Eukaryota, Metazoa, Nematoda, Chromadorea, Rhabditida, Rhabditidae. The record is from the annotation of a GenBank genome assembly.
AUGGAUGUCCCUCAUGAUCCUGUUCAAAGACCUGUAAGGGAGGUGAGACCGAUGAGGAAGUCUAUAACAGUUCAAAAAAAGAUUAAAAGUAAAAGUGAACAAAAACCUGAAAAUGUUAAAAAUUUUUCCAAAGAACUACAAUCUCGAAUUGAUCUGUUUACAUCCUACAGAAGAAAGGGUCCUAGAAAUCAAUCGUCUCUUCCUCAGAAUGUUGUCUGUGAGCAACUGUGCCAGAUUGAGGAGCGUAAACUGUAUGAAAUUUUACGUUCGGAAUAUGAAAAGGACAAAAAAGCUCGUAUAAUACUUGAAAAGAAGAUUAAUAGCUUGAAGACAAAGCAGGCAGAACAGCUCUCGGAUCUUCGCCAAAAAAUGCUUCUCUUAACAUUAAACACUAGUUCUCAUCGUCCUAAUGCCUCACAAACUGACCCAUUGUUGAGUCAUUCAGAAAAACAUGUUGAAAGCAAGGAUACGCAAACAAUCGAAAUUUAUACUCCAGAUAUGGCUAGCUCUGUGAUGAGACAAGCGAAAGAUGAUCUUCUUACUGCUUUUGUAACCGAACUACAAAAAGCUAAAUCAAACGCUGAAUGUGAUUUACGUUUCACAGUUGCAAGUUUAGAACAAAGGCUGGCAAUGGAUAAGGACUUUGAGAUUCGAAAAUUAGAAGCUAUUAAUGAAAGAAAACUCAUUGAACAGGAGUCGAAUCACGAGAAUGAAGUUCAGAAAUUGAAAUAUCAGAAUUCCGUUGAAAUACAAGAUUUACAAGGGAAAAUAGACUAUUUACAAUCGGAACUGAACUCCGUUCGCGAAACCAAUGAGGAGCUGGUCAGAGAGUUGCAAGACACACGAGAUCGUGUUACGGGCCAAUCAAAAUCAUAUUCUCGGUUGCAAAUUCAACUGGAGGAUACAAUAAAGGAGAUGAAUAAAUUGAAGGAAUACAAGGAAACGUAUCAGAGAGAUAUGAGACAUGUGGAACGCUACCAAAAAGAAGCAGCUAAAUAUAAAGAUAUCAACCAGAUUAUCCUUGGUGAAUUUGCUAUGCUUGAGAAAGAACGUGACGCUCUGGUGGCUCAACUUGAACGUGGAGUGGCGCAGAUGGAGAGGCUGAAUGGUCAACGCUAUUUGGAUUUAAGAAAUCGAACCGAUGAAAUUGAACGAACUUUAUUAGGAACAUAUGAGAAAUCAAAGAAAAACGAUAAAUAA